Liolophura sinensis is the source of this 4447-nucleotide messenger RNA. Its product is annotated as cyclin-D-binding Myb-like transcription factor 1. Gene Ontology annotation, biological process: regulation of transcription by RNA polymerase II. Gene Ontology annotation, molecular function: RNA polymerase II cis-regulatory region sequence-specific DNA binding; DNA-binding transcription factor activity, RNA polymerase II-specific. NCBI's taxonomy places the organism in Eukaryota, Metazoa, Mollusca, Polyplacophora, Chitonida, Chitonidae. The record is from RefSeq and is a predicted model, not a curated record. The coding region runs from base 244 to 2388 and encodes 714 amino acids. Gene Ontology annotation, cellular component: nucleus. The transcript is spliced from 18 exons.
CUAUGUCCACGUGAAGUAAAGGAAAAAAAGUACACCCUACAGAAAACAUUUUAUUUUACGAAUUAUGUCGCGAAUACAAAUAAGGCUGAUUCCAGAGCGCAGCUGGCAGGGUCGGUUCAAAAUGGCGUGCAUGGGCAAGAUUUGUAAGACGAGGUACGGUGGUACGCCUGUGAUCUGCGGUGGUUGACAAGAAGGCAAUGAAUAUAGUAAUUGACUUAGGCGUGAUGUAGUUAGAGUUACAACAUGGAAGGGGAAACAAGUGAUGAAGGAAACUGUGAUUUUGGUGACAUUGGGAUCACCCAAACUAGUGCUAUUGAGGCAGGAGAUAAUUCUGGUGGUACUGUGACAUCCCCGGUGUGUCCUGCUGCGGAGAACUUUGAGCCUGAGACUGACCCACCCCUGACAGAAGUGUCCAACCAGGAUGGUGUGAAGUCUGCUGCAGAGAGUGCCAGCCUUAGUCUGAGUAGCCAGUCAGCACAUGGGCCUCAUUUUAUCAUUCUGACAGAUGGAGAACAAGCAGGGACAGUUGAAGUGGGUGAUAUACCCUUGCAGAAAAGAAUAAAACUGGAGGGAGAAAAUCAAACAUUUUAUGUCACUGUUCCAGCAAAUUCAGCAGUUUUGUCAGACCAGCUGAACAGUGAAGAUAAACAGCAGGGCAUGGCUACUAGCAGUAAGCAGGGUGGAGUUGUGCCGGAUGGGGUAACACAGGCAUGGUUUACAACAAGAGAUGAUAAGAUGGCCAUUCGGAAUCAAGGUGUUACUUGGAAGCAGGGCCACUGGACCAAAGAUGAGGUGGAAUUACUGCAGUCAAAUAUUUCUGAUUACUGCCAGAAAUGGGAUAUACCGGACCCUACUGAUAUCAUUUUCAAAACUUCCAAGGAACAACGAAAGGAUUUUUAUCGCACAGUAGCACGAGGACUCCAACGACCCUUAUUUUCUGUGUACCGUCGAGUGAUACGAAUGUAUGAUCAGAAGAACCACAUUGGAAAAUACAGCUCAAAUGAAAUGGAACAGUUACGAGAUUUGAGAAGAAAACAUGGUGCUGACUGGGCACUGAUUGGUGCUGCUUUGGGCCGCAGUGCGUCUUCUGUGAAAGACAAGUGCAGGUUGAUGAAUGAUCGUUGUAACUCAGGUAAAUGGUUACCUGAAGAGGAGAAGCGAUUAGCAGCUGCUGUAUAUGAGCUAACAGGGUGUCAAGCAGGAGAGAGCAUCACACAUGGAUUGUCAUGGUCACUUGUUGCUGAGAAAGUGGGUUCCAGAUCAGAGAAGCAAUGCCGAACAAAAUGGUUGAACUUUCUCAACUGGAAAGUGAAAGGUGGCACAGAGUGGACAAGAGAAGAUGAUAUCAAUUUAGUUUUGAAAAUAAGUCAGCUGGGUGUAACAGAUGAAACAGAGAUAGACUGGCUAGAAUUGGCUAAGAAUUGGUCAAGUGUUCGCUCCCCACAGUGGUUGAGAGGGAAAUGGUGGUCAUUAAAACGGCAUGUUCAGGAUUACCAAAUGUUGCCUUUCCGUGAAGUUGUAGAGUGUCUGAGAACAAUGCAUUUAGCUGUGAGAUUAAAAUCGUCCAAUGGUUUGAACAUGAGAGUUGCUCGGGUGGAGGCCCCAGUACCUCGUUUGAACCUUCCCGCAGAGAUGUCCACUCGAUUACCACAAGAUAUUUGUGUGUCUGCCUCACCAAACAGCGGAUCAGUGUUGUCCUCUGAGGGAACGUCAGAAGGUGACUCGUUGCAUGCUUAUGAGGUGCUGCACCAGUUAACUCCAACGAGUUCAGGAACAUUCCUCAUCACUCAGCCCAACAACAACCCAGCCAUCUCCUUGACUGGCAACACCAUGACUACAGACCAUAUCAUAGUGCACACCUUACCUGUUAACAACCAGGGCAACAACAAUGUGGCAGUCCAACUGAACAACCCUCGUGUCAUUAUUGACUCUUCAGAAGAGCAGGUUACAUCCCUGGACAGUACAAACCUGACAAAUGCCAUACAACUAGCUGGGAAUCUGGUCCAGCAAGACAGUGAAUCCAAUUCCUUCCAAGUUAGCCUUGCAUCAUCAGCUGAUAUCCAACAGACAGACCUGGAAGACACAGACCUUCAGCUCAAUCACCAAGGGGAGAUAAUACACGUUGCCUUAAAUGAGACUCAGGGUGAGCUUGGACAGUCAGCAUUAGGUGAUAUAGAAAACACUCCAGCAGUUACGUCAGACUUAGUGCUGGUCAGUUCCGCCUCCCCACAGUAUGUACAGGCCGGAGGCACAGAGGGAAGGUUGCUCUCCAGUCUUGCAGACCCAAUGCUGACCUCCCAAAGUGUGGACUUGAUAUGCACCACGUCGGAUAUGGAUGGGGAAAAAUCUCAGGUCACAGAAUCUGACAUGCCUCCAAUAGAGACGUAGACUCUUAAUGUGGAAGGUUCCAGGCCUUGAAAUAAACGAAGUUUAACAACAUCUUUAUUAUAUCAAUGAUAUUUAUUAUAUUAUAUUUCCGAACAAUAUUGAACAUUUGUGUUUGUGAAGAAAGAACGUAGAAACAUGGUACAUUGUACAAGGUUGCAUUUUGAAUGUAUUUAUAAGACCUGAAUGUUUGGAAAGUCUGAAUCUUAAGGAAAAGUCUUAAUGUUUGAAAAAAAAACUGUCUGUACUUGAUCAUACAUGUAUAUGAAUUUGUUUUGUUUUCUCCCGCCAGAAAUAAAGAAAAAUUAUGAAUACUAUAACACAGAAAGCAGGAGUCACAGAUUUGGCGGAAUUUCUUCCUUACACCAUGAGAACAUUGAAUUUGAUUCAAGUUCAGUGGGGAUCACCCACUGCCUUAUUUCUGAAAAUGUUUAGCUAUCUAGUGAACCAGUUACUACCAAGGGCUCGAUUUGUUUGACGGAUGAUAACAGACGUUAUAUCUUUUAUGAAUGCUGAUUGCAUAAAUUCGCCAAACUUUACCUGAUGUAAAAUGGUACUUUUAACAUCAUAUUCGCAUGAGAGUGUACUCUUUAUUAUAUUUCCAACAUUGAUAUGGACAGUUAGAUUGAUGGCAUUGCUGAGAUAAAGUAUCAAGGGGAAAAACAUACCGCUUAUGUGUGAAAAGUUACCAAAUGCCAGUUACCACAAUAUUGUAUUCCGUGUUUUGGUUGUCCUACAUUUUGCCUGUGGGCAACAACGUUCUCAAAUAUAUUAUAUUUGGUUAUAUUAAGUUUACAAGGGAUGAGUGGAAAGCCAUCACACAUCAGCUGUGUAUUUGGCUUUUAUUGGACUACUAACAUCUCGACUGUUAGGUUAAGGGUUGGCGGAAAUUGGAGUAAAUUUGUCAGGUUAUUGACAAACAUCCGCACCGGAAGAUUUCACAUUUUAAGUGUCGGCCAUACGAACAAUAUGUGCAAUGGAUAUAGGUAUGUACUGUGGGUUUUAUUUUAUUCUUUACGUAAUUCUGCCUAUGUCAUGCUACUAGGGAGCGUGUAAUUCUAUACUAUUUAGAACAUGGUAAAACUCCGGUAAAUUGGCAGGAGGUCGGAAUUCAUCGGUUAUUGAGGAACGUGUCAACAAUUACCACACUGUCGUCGUUGCUCUGAUUUAACUAAGGACUAACAGCUUGUUGAACUCUUCAGAUUUCUAAUAUUAAAUAGAAAGAGCGGAAAUUUCAGAUUCUUAUAGGCGACUAAAACGAGCGCAUGGUGGGUAAAAACCAUUCACUGAUAUUUCCAACACAAAUCUUAUCAUGGACCAUGUUCUUAGAAAUAAUGACUGGAUUUAUAGUAGUAAACUCCAUAUAAGGAACACAAAGGCGGUAUUUUGUAAUAUUCUGCUUUCAAACAUAAAACGUGCAUGGUUUUUGCGAUGCAAAACACGAUCAUUCAGCUACAACUGACCAAGGAGAUACUGAAGUGUACGCUAAAAUUUAGCAGUUACAGACCUACUACAUCGAAAGUUAAAAUCUCGUUUAAGUUGAAAUUACAAUGUUCGCCCCAUUUUUUUUAUUCAAAUGGUCGCUUUCGAGGAGAUACUUAAAUCGCAUCGUGUGAAUUAAGAACUAUUGAGCAACCCAUGUAGGGGAAGAAUCGUCCUUCAUGGUUCUCCUUGGAGCAAGCCCAUUCACCGUUUUGCGGAAUCGCUAAAACAUAAGGUUUACACAAACGUUUAUAGGUCGUCAUAUAUCGUACCUAUAUAAUGAAUAUACUGCUAUAUGAAAAACAGAUGUACGAUCUAUCAGGCGUUUAUUUUGCGCCGUAGUUUCAUCCACCAUCUAUUAGCGUGUACACUGACAUUUGCUAAAUUACUUUCGUGCGAAAUCCAUGUAUGGACAAAAAACCUACAUUGAAAUUAUGUGUUUUUUAAUAUAGAUACAAAUGAUAUUACAUAUAACCUGUAUACACACAUUUUCAAGGAUGUGAAUUUAUUCUAGAUGUCACGCCGUAUGGUUAAUCUUAGCAUCAUUGCUAUUCUGAAGGCAAAAUGCAUCUGCCUACAG